UGGCGGCGGCGGCGGCGGGGCAGCGCCGUGCGGCCGGCGGGAGGUGAAGCCGUUUCCGCCGCCGCGGCCUCUCCAGCACUCAACAUGGCGGAGUCGGUGCUGGAAGUUGUGGGGAAGCUGCAGGCGCGGUUGGCGGGCGGCGCGGAGCCCAGGAAGCUGCUGAAAAGUCUGAAGAGGCUGUCUGAGUUGCCCAUCACAGUUGACAUUCUUGUGGAGACUGGUGUUGGGAAGACUGUGAACAGUUUGCGGAAACACGAGCUCGUCGGAGACUACGCCAAGAACCUCGUGGCCAGGUGGAAGAAACUGGUGCCAGUGUCCCAGGAAGCAGACAGAAAUAACCUAGACUCUGAAGACCGUAACUACGAGAGGAGCAGCUCGAGCGCAAGACAUCAAGAACCCUCUCUCAGAGAGGAUGAGGAACCUGACCAGGAGUAUUCAGAAACCUUCCAGCCGUCUUGCAGCCAGCCCUACAGCCCAGAUCAUAGGGAAAAGAAGUCCAAGAGGUAUCCUAGGCCUGAGAGAGCCCACGAGACUUAUGGCUAUAGCAGCCAGGAGGGGAAGGGCUGGGGCAGAUCUUCCCCAGUGCUCUCUUCAGAUCAGGAGUACUCGGACUAUGGACAAGCUGUGUCACCUGAGCCAAGUGAGAGCCCUCAGGAUAAUUACACAGACCCCUAUGGCUCUGAGGAGCAGGAGGAACUGACAGUAUUUCAUCAGAAAGCCAGCAAAGGCCACAGCUCUCAGGAGAAGCUGGGGGAGGGCCGAGAGAGGAACCCCAGUGAGUUCUACGACAAAGGGAACGCGAGUCGAAGCAAAGAGCACAAGUCUUCUCACAAGAAGCAGCGACUUGAUGGCAGAGGGGAGGAGAGAACCUCUGCCUUCAGCCCAGAAAGAUUGCACAAGACCUCUUUUAAAGAGCAGCUCCAAGAAGCCCCCGUGGCAGGGGGCAGAAAGGAGAAGCAGAGGAUGUCAGAUGGCACCAAGAAGGAGAAGAACCGAGAAGGCAGCACCUCCAGAAAGGAGAAGUUGCACACGUUGCCGCACUUGGAAGAGUCUUUGGACAACCAUGUGAAGAAGCAAAAACAUCGGGACUCUGAGAAAAGCAAACUGGAAAAGCCCAAGGGGAGCCUGGAGACCUCUACCAGCGAGCGGGAGAAACGGAAAGCUGAGAGUGACUCGUCAAACAGGAUUAAAGAAAAGGGCAUUUCUGGGAGCUUAAAGUCUUCCGAGGGGAAACGCAAAGUCUCCGACAUGGACAAAAAAUCUGUGGGCUUUUCCUCAAAUUUUGGGGAGGGGGAAGUGGAGGAUGAAUUUGAACAACCUACCAUGUCCUUUGAGUCAUACCUCAGCUAUGACCAGCCCCAGAAAAAGAAAAAGAAAGUGGUCAAAGCUUCUGUGUCAGCUGUGGAGAAGGACCGAGGGCACAGCAAACAGAACGGAUCCAAAGCCAGCACCAACAGCUCCAACUCGAGUCGGAAAAGUCCAAGCCACAAGAGAAUAAGUGAGAAAAAGGCAGAGAAGAAUCUACCAGAGCCUCCCAAACCAAAGAGGAUAAUUUUAGAUGUGGUACCAACGUUACCAGACAUCCCACUGCCGCCGAUCCAGGCCAAUUAUCGCCCUCUUCCUUCAAUUGAGUCCAUUCCCUGCUCCCAGACAAAAAGGAAAGCGGUGUCCUCGCCAGUUGAAGAGAGUGAAGCAGGUUUUACAGGCCGACGAUUGAAUUCCAAGAUGCAGGUGUAUUCAGGCUCUAAAACUGCCUACCUCCCAAAGAUGAUGUCUCUGUAUCAACAGUGCAUCAGAGUCCUCAGUAACAACAUUGACUCAAUCUAUGAGGUGGGUGGUGUCCCUUUCUCAGUGCUGGAGCCAGUAUUGGAGAGAUGCACCCCAGAGCAGCUGUACCGCAUUGAGGAGUGUAACCACGUCCUCAUUGAGGAUACGGAUCAACUCUGGCACAAUCACUGUCUCCGAGACUUCAAGAACGAGAAGCCAGAGGAGUUUGAGUCCUGGCGGGAGAUGUACCUGCGGCUGCACGACGCGCGGGAGCAGCGGCUGCUGAUGCUGGCGCGGAACAUCGGCUCAGCCCACGCCAACAAACCCAAAGGUAGAGUGGCCAAAAUGGCAUUUGUGAACUCUGCAGCAAAGCCCCCUCGGGACGUACGGAGGAGACAGGAGAAGUUUGGAACUGGAGGACCUCUUCUGCCAGAGAAGACCAAGAUAAAACCAGUCCUGUACACAUCCAGCAAAAGCCAGACUCGUGUGAGUGAGGAGCAGUCCUACGAUGGGCCCAGCACCAGCAGCGCCCAUUCUGUCCCGUCUUCAGGUAGCACCUUCUCCUCCUACGACCCCAGGAAACCACCAGUGAAGAAAAUUGCACCCAUGAUGGCAAAGACUAUCAAAGCUUUUAAAAACAGGUUCUCUCGGAGAUAAGUUUGCAGUGCAGAUCUGGGACUUUCCCUCUUGUGGGGAAGUGGCACUGAAGGGGGAGAAGGUCCCCAAACAGCCCUUUUCUUUGAACUCUUUGGAGGCUGCAGCUGCUGGGAGAAGCUUCGAUCUGCACAAGACAACAGCACAGUAUUUUAUCUUUUAUUCUGGUCCCUUUCUCAGUGUCAAGCCCUGCCCUGUUUUCUCCCUGCCCUGAACAUCCUGUUUUUAGCUUUGUCAUCCAUCAAAAGAAGGGUGUACAGAGUCUCCCAACACAAGAAAAUGUGAAGUCUUGGCACCUGCUGAGAGUGGAAGAUCCAGAGACUUAUUUACUAUUUAACCUCUUAAUAAAUUAUAAAAUGGUUUUAAUUAAUAUUUUACCCCACUAUCCUGCUGGUAUUAUUUAUGUCACUCCCAGUAGUCUCUGCCCUCCUAAUCCAGUACAAGGGCCAGGCUCUGUGCCUGGAGCUGGCAGGAAUCCAUCUGUCCAAGUGGAUAUUGGCUGUCAUGGGAGACUUUCCUCAUCAUCUGGUACCUGCUGGGCACAAAGUCCCACCUGGACUCUCUGGGACAGUGGGACUGGUGGCCCAUCUGCUCGUGGAUCUUUUGGCAAGCACAUCAAGUCCCAAGGCUUUGCUCUCUGCUCCUGUAUGUUAAUAAAAUUGUAGCUCUCUGCCUUCUCUCUCUGCUGUUCCUCUAGAUCUGGUACAGAUGCUUACAAAGCUGUGCAGGGAUGCCAGGGGCCACUGGGGACUUUUUCCUCUGCUGCUCUUGUCUUCUGGCUACUGGGAUUAAACUACAAGGGCUUUGGGGAGAAAUUUUACUGUGCACCAAGUCAGAUUUUAACUUUUUGAGAGAGAGAGAGAGAGGGGAUUUUGCCUCUGGAAUUGCAACCAGUUUUUAAAUACCAGUGAAGGCAUUGGUUUGCCUUUUUUUAGUGGAAAGAAGGAAUACUUUUAUCUUGUUUUCUGUGUGGAACUAGGAAGGGUUUAUUUCCAGUUGGGAAGCUGGUACUUUAAAUCCUGUCUUUUCCCUGUAUGUUUUGCUCUGCCCCUUCUUUGGAAAAAGCAAGGAUUUUAGUCUUUGAACCUGAAACCACUUGACUGGGGUUAGAGGGAAGUGAAUAAUGGAAUGUGGUUUCUUUUUAAUGUGUGUGUGCUUCGUAGCAGGAGUUCUAAAAGUUUGGUUGUACCUGGUGUCUGAGGAACUGGAGCUCUGGAAGGAAAGGGGGUGUGAUGUGACCUGGUGGACCCAGCUGGUGGGUUUGGUGGAGGUGUGAGGAGGUGCUCUGGAGCACAGCUCCUCGGGGGAGCUGCAGGAGGGGUGUGAUUUGAGUGGACUUGCUGAGGCCACAACGGGGGUGGAGCUGGACUCAACCAGGCACUUUCUGCUGAAUGUGAAGCUUUAUUGAGGUGAAUGUUCCUGCCUGAGGGUUUCAUCUGCCUCUAAAGGGAGCCCACCCAGAGGUGCAGGCAGAGGAUGGAGCUGGUCAGACCCAGGUCAAGUGGUGAGGGAGCUGGCCUCUGUCAGCACUGACUGGAUCAGAAAGGGAUUUUCCUGUUCCAAGCCAUAUUUGCUGCAUUAGGACUUUGCUCUCUGGGUGGAAAAGGUGCUGGGAGUGGAUGCUGGUAGUGGUGGCAGCUUUUGUGAAGCUCUGUUGCUGGCUUUCUGUGGUUGCCCAGUCCCAGACUGAUGGAGCUGUCUGUGUGCACUGACUGGAGGAAAACUGGCUGGGAGGAGUCCUCCUGGAGGGGCCUAGGAAAAUCCCUCGGUGUGUCUGGUUUCCAUUGAUUUGUUUUCUUCCUUUCUCCUUGUUCUUUCUUUAGAACCAUUCUGAGCACCUGUCUCUUGUUUAUUUAGUCUGUUCUUCUUUUGAAGGUCUUGGGAAAAUGUUCUCAGACUCUCACGUGCUGUAAGUUUGUUACAGUCCCAGAUGCUUUCAUGUUCCCCUGCAGCAUUUCAGUGUGUGUCGUGCUGUAAAUGAAUGGCUCCUUACUCCUGCAUUUUUGCUGUAUUUAAUUUUGCUGUAUUUUUAAUUAGAUAACAAUAUAUUAUCUUCUGCUGACUGUUGUGCUACCUUGUAUUUCUCCUCUGUACUUGGGGUAGGGGCAGAGGGGAGGGAAGUGAUGAGGCCCCAGUGGAUCUGGGUGAGGCCCAAGAACGAUCUUGGGCACUAAACUGCCAUUUUAAUGAACCCUACAGCUCAAUACUCAGAUGUGGGUAUUGCCCAAAGCUGGACAGAGGAGGGCUGCUUCCAUGAGACGCAAACUAAGGGAAGUCUGGGGUAAAAGUGCUCUCCCUGCCCGGGGUGUGACACUUGUGCAAUGUUUCUGUGCUACACUACAGUGAAGGAGCUGAGCAGAGCUGCCUCUUCCCCUCGUGCUGCCCUGCUGGUGGUGGGAUGAGUGACACGGGCAGGCGGGGGAGUGACUUGGAAUUGCAUUUGUAUUUUGGUCCCUAACUGUGUAUAUACAAUUUUCUAUGUUCCUUUUUUUUUUUUUUUUUGGUGGUAACUAAUAUGAAUAUUUUAAUUAGAUAAGUUAUAUGAAAAGAGGAAAAGUCCUGUCUCAAUAAAAGCCAAACACUGGAAAA
This is a messenger RNA of Apus apus (common swift), 5010 nucleotides long. It is a transcript of the gene ELOA, whose product is annotated as elongin A. The transcript is spliced from 11 exons. Gene Ontology annotation, cellular component: nucleus; elongin complex. The record is from RefSeq and is a predicted model, not a curated record. Gene Ontology annotation, molecular function: protein binding. NCBI's taxonomy places the organism in Eukaryota, Metazoa, Chordata, Aves, Apodiformes, Apodidae. The coding region runs from base 85 to 2424 and encodes 779 amino acids. Gene Ontology annotation, biological process: transcription elongation by RNA polymerase II.